Corythoichthys intestinalis (scribbled pipefish) is the source of this 2615-nucleotide messenger RNA. It is a transcript of the gene st8sia1, whose product is annotated as ST8 alpha-N-acetyl-neuraminide alpha-2,8-sialyltransferase 1. Bases 65 to 1048 code for a protein of 327 amino acids. The record is from RefSeq and is a predicted model, not a curated record. Gene Ontology annotation, biological process: N-glycan processing; oligosaccharide metabolic process. Gene Ontology annotation, molecular function: alpha-N-acetylneuraminate alpha-2,8-sialyltransferase activity. NCBI's taxonomy places the organism in Eukaryota, Metazoa, Chordata, Actinopteri, Syngnathiformes, Syngnathidae. The transcript has 5 exons.
GUGACAGACGCUAUUAUAAAGCUGCAGCCGGCGAGGAGACUGGAUCGAGACGGACGAGUGAGGGAUGCGGUGCCACCCGUGCAAGCUGUCGGCGUGUGCUUUGUGCGUGCUGCUUCUCUGCUUGAUUUACGUGUUCCCCGUGUAUCGGGUACCCCGGGACGAGGAGAUCCUGGAAGAGGUGCUACGGCAUCAUGGCCACGCUUGGAAGAAAAACCAGACUGGCAUCGACCUUUAUAGGAAGCUGCUGAACGAGUGCUGCGCCCCCCAGCGUCUGUUCGCGUUGACCAAGGAGAACACGCCGGUGGGCAAAUCCUUAUGGUACGACCAAGAGUUCCACCGCUCUCACUUGGUCGAUAAUGAGUCCCACUCAAUAUUUGUGCAGGCCAGCCCUCUCCCGCUCCCCCUGAAGAAGUGUGCCGUGGUGGGCAACGGAGGCAUCCUCCGGCACAGCCAGUGCGGCCGCGCCAUCGACAAGGCCGACUUUGUCAUGAGGUGUAACCUCCCACCGCUCUCUAAAGAAUACGUGGAUGACGUAGGCACCAAAACGCACCUGGUGACGGCCAACCCAAGCAUCAUUGAGAAGAAAUACCAGAGCCUGCUGUGGCGUCGCAAGUCCUUCGUGGACUACAUUAAGGCGUACGGCUCCAGCUUCAUCUACAUGCCGGGCUUCUCCACGCUUGCCGGUACCGAAUUGUCUAAACGCGUCGCCUACACGCUGGCGGACUCUUCGUCCAACCUCACCAUGCUGUUCGCCAACCCUCACUUCCUGAACGUGGUGGGUCAGUUCUGGAAGGAGCGCGGCGUGCAUGCCCGCCGCCUCUCCACAGGCCUCUUUAUGGUCAGCCUGGCUUUGGGCCUGUGCGACGAGGUCAGCGUCUACGGCUUCUGGCCCUUGCCCACCGACCUGGAGAAGAAGCCUAUCAGUCACCACUAUUACGACAACAUGCAGCCCGACCGCUGGAUCCACGCUAUGCCCGAGGAGUUCGUGCAGCUGUGGGAGCUGCACAAAAGCGGGACACUGCGCGUCAAUCUGGGAAGCUGCGGUUAAGCGCUCAAACAAUCCUGUGGUGUUGUUACUAGAUCUUCCACACCCACGUGGCCGUUGGCCAAAAGGUGAGGGAGAGGAACUUCGGGAAUUGAAAAUUCCGUGGGUGAGGGAGGAAGGAUUUAUUCUGCCUGGCAGAAGUUUUGCCUAUCGAGCAUUUUCAAUAUCCUACAAGUGCGCUUCAAAAACUAUCUACUAGUACUCUCAAAUAAGAUUAUUUAGUGUAUUAGUAGCGGGACACUUUUUCUACUGCUGAACGACAUUUCUGCAACUCCAUGUCACUAGGGAACCACCUAAUAGCAUCUAGUAGAAUUUAAUUACCGUAUUGGCCCGAAUAUGAGAGUGUUUUUUUUGCAUUGAAAUAAGACUGAAAAAGUGGGGGUCGUCUUAUAUUCGCGGUCUAGACAUUAUACCCAUUCACGACGCUAGAUGGCGCCAGAUAUCAUUGAAGCAAUGUUCUGUCAUGACAGAUCUCGGCUACUCUCAAGUUUAACCAGUUUGCAUUAUUUUAUUGCAAUGUUUUCACUUAUUCAGAUUUGUUUCAAGACUACAGUUACAGUUAGAUUUCACUUUGAUGGUUGAUGCAGUUAUUGAAAUUUUGUUGUUUUAUCCCAAUCUGGCACAACCAGAAGCUAUUCAUUUACAAAUGUGAUUGCACUUUCAUUUACAUAUUUAAAUGUUCAGAUAUUAAGAUUUGAAUGAGGCAAAAAAACAUGCUUUUUCUCUCAAAUGUAUUGUUAUAAUCAUUUGUUUAGGAUGUACUGGAAAUAUUUUCUGUAUAAAAAUUAAUUUGGUGUUCAAAAAGUCUUUUUUUUUCAGACUUGAGUCUUGAAAAAGAGGGGGUCGUGUUAUAAUCAGGGCCGUCUUAUAUUCGGGCCAAUACAGUAUGUCACUCGCAGAGGUGUGUAGUAACCAGUGUUGUCACAGAUUACUUGAAAAAGUAAUUUAAUUACUGAUUACUGAUUACUCCUCAAAAAAGUAAUCUAGUUACUGAUUACUUUAUUAUCAAAGUAAAUAAGUUACUUUAAAAGUAAUUUGUCAGUUACUUUCCCCAAUUUUUCUCCCUUUGCUGCCUGAACAGAAAAAUUUCAUUGCAUGUAAUUGAAUUUUUCAGAUAAGGCUUUUUCUUCGAGUUAGCAGGGGUUUAGUUAGUCGAUGGAGUUGAUUUCAACCACCUUUGACUUGCGCUAGCUCAGCCACUCUGGAGCCCUGAACCUAACAAAUAACUGACAAACUGCAAGGAAUUUGUUCAAAACAACUCCAACGACAAAUUAAACAACCACUAACUCGAAGAUUAAGCCUAAUGUCAAAAAUUCUGAACCCCACUUUAAAAUAAAGACCUAGCCGUUAAAAUGAUGUCUAUAAAAGUUGUAAAGCAAUAAAACAACAAAAAUGAAAUGAGCAAGAAUCCUAUAAAGUAUUUCAUAAUGCAUGCAGUAUAGGCCAAAGGUUUGGAGACACCUCAAGGGUGGAUACUUUGAAGAAUGUAGAAGAUAAAACCUGUUUUCAAGUACAGUGGGGCAAAUAAGUAUUUUGUCAACCACUAAUUGUGCAAGUUCUCCCACUUGAA